AUGACAAGGCCGAGAUACCCCGUCCGAAACCAUCUCACAAUGGCGUCUCGCUUGGUACGAAGCGCUGUCGGCGCUCCCCUCCUCCGAUCCUCCAUCUCCCGCCGAGCGGCCCCUGCGAUCUCUGCUGCUGCCGUCCGAUACUCCAGCAACGUCCCCGCCGAGGAGCCCAAGAAGAAGGCCCAGAGCAUCAUCGAUGCCCUCCCCGGCAACAACCUGAUCAGCAAGUCCGCCUUCCUCAGCGGUGCCGCCGGUCUCAGCGUCUACGCCCUCAGCAAUGAGUACUACGUCAUGAACGAGGAGACUGUCGUUGCGGUCUGCCUGCUGGCCGUCUGGACUGGUCUGCUUAAGUACGGCGGCCCUGCCUACAAGGAGUGGGCCGAGGCUCAGAACGAGAAGAUCAAGAACAUCCUCAACAGCGCCCGCGCUGACCACACCGAGGCCGUCAAGACCCGCAUUGAGGACGUCAAGCAGAUGAGCGGCGUUGUUGACAUUACCAAGGCCCUCUUCGAGGUCUCCAAGGAGACUGCCAAGCUUGAGGCUGAGGCUUUCGAGCUCGAGCAGAAGACUGCCCUGGCUGCCGAGGCCAAGACUGUUCUUGACUCCUGGGUCCGCUACGAGGGCCAGGUUAAGCAGCGACAGCAGAAGGAGCUGGCUGCUUCCAUCAUCGCCAAGGUCCAGAAGGAGCUCGAGAACCCCAAGGUCCUGCAGCAGAUUCUGCAGCAGAGCGUCGCCGACGUUGAGAAGAUUGUUUCUUCCGCCAAAUAG
Messenger RNA from Trichoderma gamsii, 765 nucleotides. Its product is annotated as F-type H+-transporting ATPase subunit B. Gene Ontology annotation, biological process: proton motive force-driven ATP synthesis. The record is from RefSeq and is a predicted model, not a curated record. The transcript has 4 exons. Gene Ontology annotation, molecular function: proton transmembrane transporter activity. Lineage: Eukaryota; Fungi; Ascomycota; Sordariomycetes; Hypocreales; Hypocreaceae. Bases 1 to 765 code for a protein of 254 amino acids.